Molecule: messenger RNA, 4552 nt
Organism: Danio rerio (zebrafish)
Lineage: Eukaryota; Metazoa; Chordata; Actinopteri; Cypriniformes; Danionidae
Source: RefSeq, a predicted model, not a curated record
GUCCCCCACUCUCCGCGCUCGUGUGGGGCCCGUGAGGAUCCAGCGGGAGUGUUAGCUGUGUAAUGGCGGCUUCGGUGUUGCUCUCCGCGGAAAGCGCCGUGCCCUCUUUUACUGUCGGCCAUCCCGCAGGAGCUAUUGCGGCGGGAGGAACUACCCAUCACGGAUUAUCAAAUGCCCCUGGACCCGCGUCCUGGAACCGCUCGCUGGACCGGGCGCUGGACGAGGCGGCGGCCACCGGAGGGCUCAACCUGAGCGGCAGGAAAUUGAAGGAGUUCCCGAGGAGCGCCGCCGGACACGACCUGACCGACACCACCCGGGCCGAUCUGUCUCGAAACAGGUUGACGGAGCUGCCAGUGGAGGUUUGCAUGUUCGUGUCGCUGGAGAAUCUGAACCUGUACCAGAACUGUCUGCGUUCACUACCAGAAAGUCUGAUCAACCUGCAGUCGCUCACCUACCUGAACCUCAGUCGUAACCAGCUGUCAACUCUUCCUGCUCACCUGUGCCGGCUCCCUCUUAAAGUGCUGAUCGCCUGCAAUAACAAGCUGGUGUCUCUGCCGGAGGAUCUGGGCAAACUCAGACAGCUCACUGAACUGGACGUCAGCUGUAAUGAGAUCCAGACGCUUCCUCCACAGAUCGGUCAGCUGGAAGCUCUGCGCGACCUCAACAUCCGCAGAAACCACCUCGUCCGCCUGCCACCUGAGCUGGCGGAGCUGCCGUUGGUGCGGCUGGAUUUCUCCUGUAAUAAGGUGACGUCAAUCCCAGUGUGUUACCGCAAUCUCAGACACCUUCAGAGCAUCAUUCUGGACAACAAUCCUCUGCAGAGCCCACCUGCACAGAUCUGUAUAAAGGGAAAGAUCCACAUAUUUAAAUAUCUGAACAUGGAGGCGUGUAAAGCAGCAUCAGAGCUUCCAGACUACGACAGAAGGCCUCUGCCUUUCGGCUCCUGUGUGGAGGAUCUGUACUCCGGCCGACCGUAUGGAGCUCUGGACUCUGGCUUCAACAGUGUGGACAGUGGAGACAAGAGGUGGUCCGGAAAUGAGCCUUCAGAUGAGUUGUCAGACUUGCCGUUGAGAGUGGCUGAAAUCACCAAAGAGCAAAGACAGAGACGAGAACGAGACGAUCACCGGACGGCGACUCACAUCACCAACGGCACAAUGGAGUCAGAGAUGGAGCAGAUAGACUUCAUUGACAGCUGUACAGCUGAGGAUGAUGAUGAGGAGGGGCGGAGCCGUAGAGUGGAGUCAGUAAGCCUCAGCUCUCAGUUCAUGGCCUACAUUGAAAGACGCAUCACCAGAGAGGGUUCACCUGUGAAAACCAGUCCAUCCAGAACUGAUGACCCAAGACGGCAAACCUCCUUACAUAACCGUGGAGGCUCGGAUUCAUCAGGCUCAUCUUCAUAUGCUCAUAACCAGCGGUCUGCUGGUGGUGGUGUGGAGCGAGUGAGACGAGAAGCUCAGCUGGCGGCGCUGCGGUACGAGGAGGAGAGACAGAAAACACGAUCAGUGCAGAGGGACGCUGUUAUGAAUUUCGUCAAGCACAAGUCGUCUCAGAGCCCGACAAAGCUCAGUCCAACAGACAGUGAGAGUCUGUACCCCUCCCGACGCUCCACCCACACUGAUGACUCCGCCCUCUUCAUGAGUGAUUUUGAGCCCCUACUCAUAUUUGAGAUAGACACAGACACCAACACUAUAAAGAAGAGGCCAGACUCUCACAAACAGUCUCUCUCUGCUGUGCUGCUGGAUGGCUGUGUGUCUCCCACUAUGUCCAUCGCCCCCUUCUGUACACAACAGCAAGGUGAAGAUUAUGCCUCGCCCACUGCCCUCCAGUCACCCAGUUACCCCAGCCCUGCAGCACUAUCCCCCUCCCGCGGCCCCAAUCAGAGGCCUGAGAGUUACCUGUUUCGACUGAGUCAGCGAGAGGAGAAGAAAAAAGGAGAAUCAGGCACACAAAAGGCGGAGCCAGUAGAAGCCACACCCACACAGAGUCCAGCCCCUACUGGAGAGGAGGCGUUACUGAUAGAGCAGCUGAGAAGGAAUAUCGAGUGUCGACUCAAGGUGUCCUUACCCAGUGAUCUCGGAGCAGCUUUGACUGACGGGGUCGUGUUGUGCCAUCUGGCCAAUCAUGUGCGUCCUCGAUCCAUACCGAGCAUCCAUGUACCCUCACCGGCAGUGCCGAAACUGACAAUGGCCAAGUGUCGACGGAAUGUGGAGAACUUCCUCGAGGCGUGCCGCAGAAUUGGAGUUCCUCAGAGUCAGCUGUGUCUCCCUCUGCACAUUCUGGAGGAGCGAGGUCUGCCUCAGGUUGCAGGAACGGUUCGUGCUCUCCUUGAUUUGGCUCCUCCGAAACACACACCCUCUCCCAGCUCCACCCCGACCACUGCCGGCACUGCCCUCGUGCUGUAGGACUCGUUCCAUCAGCCCCAAACAUCCUCAAGACUCCUUUCCGCUCAGUGAACGGUUCAGUAAUGGUAACAAACACACACUACCUGCUCCGCAAACGGCACCGGAAAACACAGACUCAUCAAAGCAUUUCGCUUUCAUUUUUACAGUUAGUUUUACACUUUAGUAUCUUUACCUAUUAUGGGUGGUGUUCAUUUAUUAUCAUGUAUAAUUAUUAUUAUCAUUAUUAUUAUUAUUAUUGACUCCUAAGUGAUGUGGAAAUGAGAGCUGGCCAAAUUACCCAGGCUCGCGUAUCUGAGAGUAACGAUGACUACUGGUUGAAUCUCACAAAAUCUGUUCGCAUUUCACCCUAAAUUAAACAAGAUAUUAUACUUGGGGGGAGAAAUAAAAGACUCAAAUAUUUUUGAGGACCUUUUUUAGUUUUGUGAAAUUUAUUUAUAAGACCAGCCCUCAUUACCGGAAUGCAAAAAAUAUAACGAUGGACUAUUUAAAUGCAUUUACAUUUUAUUGCACAUUUAAUUAAAUUAAAUGUUUACAUUUUAUUUAUGUGGAUUUACAUAAUAAAUCAUUGUACUGCUGUUUUUUUACUGUUUAACAAUAAAGACAGCAAAUACUGAAUAAUGGGAAUUAAUCAAUUAAUGUUCAGUUGUAUUAUGGUAAUGUGAAUUUCUUUAGAGAUCGACUUGAUUAUAAUAAAUAGAAAUAGAUGUAAAGAGAUGCAUCACAGUAAUGGAAAUUAUGACAAUUAUGUUACAAUACCACAAAGCAAAAACUAAUGCAUUAUUAUUUAAAUUGAAUGCACUUAAUAUGAUUUAUUAAAGUGAAUGUGUAUGCUUAUUUAUAUGGAUUUGAAUAUUAAAUUAUCGAAUUGUCAAAUGUUCUCAUUAUUAGAGUGACCCGAGUAGUUAUUGAACAAUGUAAGCUCAAUAAGAAAAAACUUAAUUAGCAUAAUAUCCUACCAUAAUAUAUUACCAUAAUUCAAAUUAUAUAAUGAUUUAUUAGUUCAAUUGUAAUGCAUUUAUGUUUAAUAAUUUAUAAAUUGGCAUAUUUUAUAGUGAAAAUCCUUAAAACAUCAGGAAAUAACACUGUAAUGUUAUUUUGGGAUUAUGAAAAUAAUACAUCAAUGCUAAGAUAGUAAAUAAAUAAAAUAGCACAAUAUUAAGGACAAAUAAAGGCUUAGUUGAGAGCCUGAUUUGUAUUAUUUAGGUUGAAAUGUGGCGGGUUUGCAUGGGAUUCAGCCAUGAGUGUGUAAAUGGCAUAAAAGCAUGACUGAAUUACACUAAUAAUUAGCAGUCAGGACUGAGAUCUGACCUGCUGAACGGUUUAAGUCUCUAACCACUGGGUUUUCCUCCAGUCACUUUACUUGAAGGGGUGUUCCUAAGACUUUCAUUAAACCUUUAUAAUCAUAAAGGUGAAUGUGAAUUUAUGCAUGCUUAUAACAACUGUUAUUAAGUGUCAUUCGCUCAGUUAUGACAUUUUAAAUGCAAAGAUGACCUUAUGUGUUAUGACAGCUUGACAUAAAUACAUCACAAUCAUAAUAGCUUGACGUUAACACGAUGACAACACCUGUCAUAUAUCUGUCAUAAACAUGACUGUCAGUAAGCUAUUCUAAAUAUGUCAUGAAUAUUAUAAAAGUGUUGUGUCGUUAUUAUUUUUGGAUAUCAGCUACAGUGAUACAAGCUGAGUUUGCCAAUAAAAUGUCAUUAAAUGUUAUUGACACUGUUAUAAAAUGAUUUCACCGAGUAAUGACACUUUUAAUUAGAUAUUUUAAUUACAAAUACAGUUUGUUCCACUGAAAAAAAGUGAGCAGAAAAAUAUUCAUGACACAAUUAUAAUCAUGACAAUCAUGGUUAUGACAGAUUUAUGUCAAGUUGUCAUGACAUGACCUAAACAACAACACCUGUCAUAAACAUUAUUGUCAUGCAGUCAUUAUAAUUAUCGUGAAUAUUAUAACAAUGUCAUUAAUUUUUUCUUGACCCUAAACUACAGAGGCACAAGCUUAAUUUGUCAUUAAGAUGUCAUUAAAUAAUUUUGAAGCUGUUAUGAAAAGAUUUGGCGGUAAGACUUUAGAAUAGCUAUUCGUUCUAACAAGUUAAUAGUGCAUUAAUAAACUGUUAGUUAAUGAGUUAUAAAUGACUUGUUAAAUAAAAGUU